Messenger RNA from Manihot esculenta (cassava), 1178 nucleotides. RefSeq names its product axial regulator YABBY 1. Bases 224 to 859 code for a protein of 211 amino acids. NCBI's taxonomy places the organism in Eukaryota, Viridiplantae, Streptophyta, Magnoliopsida, Malpighiales, Euphorbiaceae. Gene Ontology annotation, cellular component: nucleus. The transcript has 7 exons. The record is from RefSeq and is a predicted model, not a curated record. Gene Ontology annotation, biological process: abaxial cell fate specification; cell fate commitment; regulation of shoot apical meristem development.
UAAACAAGACCAAUAAACAGAGGGAAGAGAAGGGUUUCCUGUCUUCCAUCUGCUUCUCUUAUAUCUACCAGACGAAAUUGAUCACCUUUCUUUCACAGCCCUUCAUACCCAAAUAAAAGCCAGAACCAAGUUGGUUGUUAAACUGUCAAUCGUAUCAAUCAAUCAACCAGAAACCAAUCAUCAAUCAAUUUGUAGAAGAGUUAAAAAAGGAAGCAUUAAAACCAUGUCCUCCUCUUCUACGUUGUCUUUGGACCAACUCUCUCCCUCCGAGCAGCUCUGUUAUGUCCAUUGCAACAUUUGUGACACCGGUCUCGCGGUGAGUGUUCCUUGCACAACUCUAUUCAAAACUAUUACUGUGCGAUGCGGUCACUGCGCCAAUCUCCUUCCAGUGAACAUGCGUGGGUCGAUUUUGCCAUCUGCUAAUCCAUUUCACAUGGGUCACAAUUUCUUCUCUCCUCACAAUCUUCUGGGUGAGAUUCCGAACCCAUCUUCAAACUUCUUGAUCAAUCAAAUCAAUGUGAAUGAUCUUAGCGUUCCAAAUCGAGGAGUGAUUCAUGAUGAGCUUCCAAGCCCACCAGUUAUCAACAGACCCCCGGAGAAGAGACAGAGAGUUCCCUCAGCGUACAAUCGCUUCAUCAAGGACGAAAUCCAACGCAUCAAGGCUGGAAAUCCUGAUAUAAGCCACAGAGAAGCCUUUAGCGCAGCUGCUAAGAAUUGGGCCCACUUUCCCCACAUUCAGUUUGGUCUCAUGGCAGAUCAGACAGUGAAGAAGACUAACAUGGGCCAACAGGAAGGAGAAGACGUUAUGAUGAACGAUGGGUUCUUUGGUUCAGCAAAUGUUGGUGUCUCUCCAUACUAAUUAAGAAGCAGUGGAGAUGUUAGUUUUCUUCAUCUCCCUCUCUCUCUAAAUAUCUGGUGCUUUGUAAUUUAAUUCUGCUCUUAGUAGGGGCAGAAAGAUUUGAAGCUCAACAAAGAUGUCAAGUUAAACAAACUCUAGUCCACUUUCACAACCCAUGUACCGCUAAUAAUGUCCUUUAAUGUGGACAUUUGAUCUUAUCCUAGACCCAUAUGUUCCUAGAUAUCUACUUGGAAGACAUAAUGUAUUCUCUGCGUUCCAACAUUAAAUAUAUUUUCAACCAUAUUAUUAUUAUAAUUAUCAUCUGUAAUUUUUCUUUCAA